Molecule: messenger RNA, 2118 nt
Organism: Schistocerca gregaria
Lineage: Eukaryota; Metazoa; Arthropoda; Insecta; Orthoptera; Acrididae
Product: ESCRT-I complex subunit tsg101-like
Exons: 2
Coding region: 745-2007 (420 amino acids)
Biological process (GO): protein modification process; protein transport; endosome to lysosome transport
Cellular component (GO): ESCRT I complex
Molecular function (GO): ubiquitin binding
Source: RefSeq, a predicted model, not a curated record
ACCAUAUAACUCGGAUCGCUGACGUGAAGAACCCACGUCGCGUCCAUCGCACCUCGGCCGCGCGCUUCCGCGGCCGAGUGGGCUAACUUCGCGAGCGGCCCCAGCAAUAGCGCAUGAUACGUGAUGCGGUGGACAAAAAGCGUUCAGUUUGCGUCUUGUACCUGCUCGACAACGAGUUUGCCACGCGUACGGCAAUGCUGUCCAGCCGAACAAAAGCGUUGAGGAAGGACCAAAAAGACUUUUUGCGUGUUAUAUUGACACACACUUUUCAACCUGUGAUAAUGUACACGGCUUGUGUGUGUACCUAUGUAUGCAUGUGCAAUUAUAUAUAUAUAUAUGCAUGUGCUAUAGAUAAAUAAUCACUGGCAUCGACCGCACUUUUCUACUGGCGCUGCGAAACGAAGCUUGGAGUACGACUAUUCUUUGACGUGUCAGGUUCGUCAUCGUUUGGAUCGCGUGAGAAUUCUUAGCCAUGGACUUCCAAAAUUUGUUUGAGGCGAGCCAAAGCUACUUUUCACAGCCAAAUCGCGUCAAGCGUGACUUGCUUGGUCUGGUCAACCAUUUUCCAAAUUUUCGAUUUUCCUUAAGUGUCGAUACCAGUAUGUAGAGGAGUAAAUGCGUGUUUUACACAAAUGCACUUAUAGCUGACAGGUUCUUUCGCCCAAUUCGACCAAGAAAAAGUUUGUCGUGUUUGGGAAGGUGCCGGUUCAGUACAAGGACGCCUUUUAUCAUUUUCCUAUAUGCAUGACGAUACCGCAGAGCUAUCCAAUCGAGACCCCGGAAGUGAGGCUAGUGCUUCUUCCGAAGGCAGUGGUCAAGGCGAAUCACCCGCACAUAAACCAACAGGGAAUUGUGAAUAUUCGUUCAAUGAAGAUCUGGAAUCCUUUUGUCACUUUGGUCGAAUUGGUGGACUCGCUCGCGGCUGCGUUUGGGUCUUCUUAUCCGCUGAGGACGUGUCCAACGCAGACGUGCGGGGAGUCACCGUCCUCUAGGCAGUACAUGCCCGUUAGGAAAGAGGUUUCCAAUUAUGCAGAGCCUUCUGGCAAUUCGACGACGGCGGUAGAGUCGCCGAAGGAGGACUCAGUAUCCGUGAUGCGAAACGGGUCUUCGGGUGGAUUGGUGGCAGCUGAUGGUGUCCAGAUGGACAAAGCUGUCUUACAAACUAGGGGCGUUUACAGAAACGGAGAACGGAGCGUUUCGAACGAUGAGUUUGGCAGGUUGCAUGUCACGCGUACAACAUUGCAAUCCGACCGUAUGAGCACUGCUUUUUUGAGCCCACAGAGGGUGAAUCAGAUCCAUGGAGAUCACAGCAUCAUCUAUACGAGCAGCAGGGAUAAGUCGAGUCUACGCGAGACUGCCACGUUGCCUUCUGCUAGUCAAAGGCCCCACAAAUCGAAGGACUCCGACCGCUUUUCUCCACCUUUAGCGGCCCCUAGUUCUUCUGUCGUGGAGAAUGCGCAGCCUGGUUGCUCGUCUUCUGCACAGGACCAAUCCAGAAGUGUCUUGACUUGUCAGCUUUUGACAAGACUUAGAGACCGAGUCUUGAAAGCGAAUAACUCGGCCGAAGACCUGCUGAAAGAACAAACAAACCUCAAGGAGACGCAAGAACUGCUCACCAAGGCCCACUCGGACAUAUUCAACCUGAAAGAGAAAAAUGAGCUGCUGCUAAAAAAUAUGAAGCACGACGCAAAGCGCCUAGAGAAAUGGCUCAGAGAAAAUGAAUACGACUUGGACAAAGAAAGCGUAGACAGGCUGACAGACCCAGAGGCGGCGAUCAGAAGGCAAUAUUUAGAGGUCAAGGCGUCUGAUCAGGCUCUGUCAGAUGCUCAGUAUUAUCUGGUUCAAGCCAAAGAAAGAGAGUUGAUUGAUACAUCAAAAUUUUUAAAAGCGUACAGGAACCUGUCGACUAAGCAAUUCUACGAAAGGGCGUUGGCUUUAGAAAUUGAGGGCCGGGUUAAGAACCUAGAUGAAAAUGGCCCAGAAGUUGUUGAAAGGGAGGUGACAUGAUUUAGGCUCUAAGGAUCCAGAUCGGCGCUGGUUAGCCUGCACGCGAAACAGCCUUUUGUUUGCUGUUGAUCCUCUCUGCUAAAUAAAUGAGCGAUGUAUUUUUUUUUUUAA